AGGCACCACAGAGCAACAAGGAAGAGUUCAAGCCAGCAGCUCUUUCCGCUGACUUCUAAGAAAAGAAAGUGCGUUUUUUGUUACUUUUGUGAACGUUUCUUUAACUUCGGCGGCGAAAGAGAGGGUCGAAUCGUAUUUUGACGAGUUAGGGACCCUCUGUUCCCUGGCAAGUUGUGGUUGUCCGUUUCCCUUUCCGGUUGGGGUGAGGUAAGUGUCGUUAAACUGUUGCUUCAUGAUUUCGAACCGUUUUCCUGUACAUUGAAAACACAAACUUUACUCCCAUUGGAUCGGGCUCCUUUCCUCCUUAAGUGCUCGUAGUUUUCUUUUCCUGAUUUUACUCUAGAUUUCAAGGUUGCAGUAGAAAGCGUAACUGGUUACGAUUUUGAGGUUGUUCGAUUUCGUGUAGAUUUCUGUUCACGCCACAUACCCGUGUUACUCGACUUUCUUGUUUAUUGACCGAAGAACAGUAGAGAAAUGUCCAUAUUAAGUGAAAAUUUGCCCAAGCUUUCUUCAUAAGCGACGCGAAUAAUCUUUGUUCAAAAUGUUUACGUCCUCUCUAACCUUUCCAGUCUCGAAACAUGACUGUGUUCACUCUUACAAUACAUUGUCAUCGGUCUCGUAACUGCUAAUAUGCUUUCUUAUUCGAGUGAAUUAAUAUUCGUUGGGGUCUUUUUGUUCACGCCUUCAUUUACUUCCUCGUUACAUUUAAAGUCUUCAACCUGUCUAAUUCAUUUUAUCGGGCGUUGGAGGCCUCGAUGCACGUAUAGGGUUAUUGACAUGAAUCGAAAUAAACAUGAUUUGAUCGAACAGCUCAGAGUACGUUUAAUUACUUGACGUUUGUUAGGCUUGCGUAUAAUUUUAAAAUCAAGAACGAGUCUACACUUUGUACAUUUUUUUUCAUUUUGAAAACGAAACAAAUUUCCAGACUUACAAGGAUUAAUGAUUUUUGUUCAUAACUCCCCUUUGAAAUUAACGUGGAAUCGUUGGCUUUUGUUUCAUUUUCACUUAAGAGUUAUCUGCAUGUGCAUGUAAAAUUGUCAAUUUGAAUAAGUAUAUUCAAUUAUUGCGUUUAGUGCAUAGUUUGUGUUGUCAUUUCCUGGAAUAUCAUCCACUUCGAACCUCUUACAGUUAAGGAACAAAGAUCACUUAAUAAUACCACUAAAACUUGCUAUAUUGCAUUCACUGUACAUAAACGUAAGCAUUAUUUGAUGUGGCAUUUUAAUCUUAUAUUUACACUAAGAUAAAAUCGUUUCAUUUAUUUGUUAAUGGAAUAUGUCUUAAAGGAAAUGCCUGACUUCAUUUACAAUAAUAAAGGAAAAAUAAACAUAUUUACUACACACCUGUGACAUGAAAUCUUAUCAGUUUUAUCCUAAUGUGUGGGUCAGACUUGUGACAGGGCUUGGAGUUUUGUAUUUGUCUACUUUUCCUGUUAAACCUUUUUGGUGUGAGUAGAGGGAUGAUGUCUAUAAAUUAGGAUUUAGGCACAUGUGAUCCAUUAUAGAUAACUGAGUACAUAAAAGAUAGUUGUGAAAAAUAUUUCCCCUUUUGAAAAAUGGUUUAGCAUCCCUGUGCUAACACCUUUCUUAAGUGACAAUCUCUCACUCUUUCAGUCUGGGAGGAGAGGGAUUGGGGGCACAUUGAGACCAAUUUGUUGUAAUUCUUUGUGGAAUUAGGUACUUUCCUUUCACAUUCUGUUGAAAAAAGCCAAUUAAAUACAUUAAUUAGAUAUGAAUAACUACAAUAUUCUUAAGAUAACCUCUUUUUCCCUUAGCUAUUGUUCUCAAUGUUGCCAAGGUCACCAUAGUAAGAACACUUAAAAGUAACCCUCAGCCUUUUACAUUUGUAAAAUGAACAUUUAAUACGUUAUGCAUUCAAAACAAAGUUCAAGUUAUUUACUUUUUUUUUUUUUAACACACACUAAGAAAGGGAAGCAUUCCUUGGGUAGACUGACAGGGUGUUCAGUUAAUUUGAAACAAUAGAACCAAAUUCAAAGCUUUCUUGUGCAAUUUUCUAUGGAUAUCAAGAGUGGAAAGCAAUUUUGUUGGACUCUACUCGACUUUUUUUCACCCUUAAAACUAUUACCCAAUUUUCCUUUUGUUUCUUAUUGUUCUGUUCGAGUCAAAAUGAAAAACAUAGCCUAAGGCCCCAACACAAUGUCUCAAUAAAUAGCAAGAACAUGAUUUUAAAUCGUGUGCUGAUAUCUAUUGUUAUUUCUGUUCACAGCUGCAGUUGAUGACGAGCAUCCUGUUAUGGGGAAUCUCCUGAAGCUCCUAACAAAAGAAGAAAAUGAUGGCUGUGGUAGCAAAAUUGACAUUUUCUUGGACUUUGAAAGUAGGUUUGGUCAUUGGAAUGAUUGUCAAUUAUGAUUGUCAUUAUUAAUAUCAGUAGUUUCUAUUCUGAGUUAAACCAUGAGCUCUGUGUUUACUUGUGGUGUAGCAAAAUUGAGAAGUAUGUUAUUCUUACAAUGGGGAAGGAAGCCCAAAGAAAUCCAGGGCUUGUGAUAACAUUGUGGAUAUAAUACAUGAAUUAAAUCACUGCUGAACUAAAAUUCAGGAAAUUGCAGAAUCAGAAACGUGAAGAAAUUCGGGCACAGAUUGUAGAGUAGUCUUUUGUGAGGUAAUCCAAGAUUUCUCUGAGUUUACCACUAGAUGAAAUAGCUUAAAUCAAGGAAGACUUGGUUUCUUACCUACUCCCACACUUUUACCCUUUAAUUCCCAUGAGUGAUCAAGACAGGAUUUCUCCUUACAAUAUUAGGAGAGUAAAAGAACACAAUAUUAUUGAGAGUAAAAGAAAGUGAUCAAUUGGAGUGUUAUUAGUUGGUUCAGUAACAAAUUCUGUGAAUCAACAUUAGAAGACUUCUCUUGCAGACAGUAGGGAGAACUACUCAUGAGAUCCUAGGAUCAACAGGGUUAAGGCUACAAAAAUAUGUGCCAUUAUUCAAGUUCUCGUGAGCAUUUCUCUCCUUUUGAUUGGUAUCCACACUGUACUUUUUCAUUUAACACUAGUUUUCCUGUUUUCUGUUAGAACAAGGAUUAUUCUCUCAAUAACAAUAAGCACAGAUGUGCUUUGAGUACCAGUCAUCAUCUGUUAUAACAUAGCUAGUAAAUUUGUGUAAUCAAAUUCAAUUGCACGAGCGUGCUUCAUAUUCCUAUUGUGCACGCUCAUGAUGUCAGAAAACAAAUCCCUCAAGAAAAAACAAUUUUCCAUGGGGUUCAAAAUUUUAUAAAACAAUUGAUUCAUAUGUCAGCUGUGCGUUCAUCGAGAUAUGAAGCACUUGGGAAGUUUGGAGAGCACUCAAAAAGUUAGAGUUCCUCUCGGCUAUGCCUCAAGCAACUCUUACGCAUCUUUCGUGCUCUUCAAACUUCCUGCGUGCUUCAUAUCUCUAUGAAUGCACGCUGAUGUAUGAACCAAUUGUUAAUUGUCUGGGAAUCUGGGGGUGGGUGGUGGAUUUUUGGGAGAUCAGAUGAUUAACAGGGGGAACACAGGGGAGAUCAGUCAUUGCCAACAUAGUAUAAAGUGAGGAACUAUAGAGAAUUCAAAACUAACGAGAGAGUCAUGGGGAGGGGGAUCAGGUAAAUUUUGUUGUAACACAUCCAAAAUCCUCCAAACACCUCCCUCACCCCAAGCAAUCAAUAAUGACCAGUCUCUCAUUUUUGGGAAAUGUCUUUUCAACUGGUAAUGUGAUCUUUCAAUCUACACAAAACCAAAUUUUAUCCUUCAGCAUGCUAUUUCAAUUAUUUGUGUGCCUGAGGAGCUCAAAACGGCCAGUUAUGUUAAUUAUUAAGGUUCAAAGUUAUCUUGUUUAAAUUUGUAUUGUUUUUAGAUGCUACCCCAACAGAAUCAGAAAAAGAAGUGUUUGAUGUGGUUCACAGUGUGUUAGAUGUUGCGCCUCAAAUUCUGCAGGAGUUGCAAGCUUACCAAGGGGCUGGGGAAGAAAUAAGACAAGUAAGUGCCAUAAUUGUGAGUUUCUGCCGAAGAAAUGUAAAAUAGUUUCCGUGUUUACAUAGCCUGAUGUAAACACGCGGGAGGUUGGGAGAACACGAGAUAAGCGUAGGAAACCACGACACAAAGUGGAGUGGUUUCCAGCUUAUUGAGUGUUCUCCCAACCUCCCAAGUGUUUAUAUCAGGCUAUGUAAACACAGAAACCAUUUUACAUUUCUUUUAUAAAAUAACUAGUGCGUACUAUUUGAAUUAUUUUAUAAUACUGUUUAGUUAAAUCAGCAAAUGCUACUUGUUUCAUCACAGAUAUUUUGUUGGAGAUUAUAGAGCACUGAUACUCUCUCCAGAAGUUAUUUAAUCCCUGCCUGAAAUUUUUCUUUCUUCAGGCAAUUUCCAAUGCUCUCAAUGAAGAGCUCCAAGAGGUUGCAUGGAAAGCAGUGGUGCCACUUGUUGGAAAACUUAAGACGUUUUAUGAAUUUGCCUUAGAGCUUGGUAAGAGAAUGUCAUGUGAGGUGAAGAUGCAUUUAAGACUCAAGCCUAGCACUGAAAUAGUGGGAAGUUAUUUGUAAUAAAUAAUUUGGCUCCUUUUUAAUUUUCUGCCUUGUCAGUGUAGUUAAAGAGAGGUUUAUAAGUUGUAGAGAGCCUCAGACAAGAUGAGGUCAACCAUAAGCCUUGACUUUUGAUAAUAAUAACUACUUCCAGUGACCAUAACCAUGACCAAGAUAUAUUGUAGGUAACAUUUGCCUCACCUGAUCAAGCAUAACCCCUCAGUUAUUUGAAAUUUGGAAUAUGUCUGUUGUUUUCACCAUGAAAUCCCUAAUUAGAGAAAGCUUCUGCUUGCUGCACUCUAUUAUGUGACAAUCCUUACAUGAUUCAACAAUUACCAUUUCAAAAUUGAUGGUAUAAAGUGGUUGAAAUGUCUUUCAAAAUUGUGAUUGCCAAUCUACAUUUUUAAAUACUACCGUAUUUAUUCGCCUAUAAGCCGAGCGAUUUUUCCAACAAAUUAAACUGAGAACAGGUAAAUUCUCGCCAAGGUAGGGGGUUCGGCUUAUAGCCGAGUAUUUUCGCCAAAAAAAAUUUACGGGUGCUUAACAAGAUUCGAAAUUCAAUGUUUAUUCGACUAUAAGCCGAAGUCUGGAUCAUUGCUCAACUCCUUCGCUUUAACCGUAGAAUUAAUCCGCUUACAGCAAUUCCUGUAAAAGGUAAAAGAGAUAAAUCAUUUGACUUGUUUUGACAACAUGAAAAACUGGCCAAUCAGAAGCGGUCAUUCCCACGGUUUGUGUAAACAUUGCAACACUAUCUGACAGAUAUCAGCUGAUCGAAGCUUUUCAUUGUUUGAAAGAAACGAAAGACUUACCUUAAUGAAUAUGUUUAUUCAUAACCUACUUUUUGGUUGUAUGUUUCCCGAGAGGGAAGCUCCUUUUGUUUUCGGUUUAUGUUAAUUCAUCUCAGUUAACGACACGCGUGGAGUACUUUGCAAUUAUUAGGUCUCGGCUUAUAGCCGAAUGUUUUGUGUUUAUUUUUUAUUUCAAUGCAACAGCUGCUGACAUGAAAAAGUUUAGGGUCUCGGCUUAUAGCCGAAUAAAUACGGUAGUUAAAAACUUGGUAUUUCAAAUUUUUGCAUGUUUUAUUUAUUUUUUGUUUUUUUCACAGAGGCUGUUCUUCCCCAGCUUCUAUAUGCUCUUUGUUCUGGACCUGAGACUCCUAUAGAACAUCUAGAACGGCAACAGGUAAGGAAAAAACUCAAACUAAAUUCAAACAAGACCUUACACCAAUAUGUACAAACAUUACACCUUGGGAACAGAAGAAAGAAGCCCCAUGUGGGAAAGUGGCUGUUGAGGUGGCUGUUGUAAGGAAAGAAGAGAUGUAUAUAACACCUAUUCUUUUAAGGGUGCAACGGUUUUAUUUAAGGAAAAAAGGCUUCCCAAAGUAGUAUACAAAUACAUCAAAUGAUCAAAACAUAUAGGCCAGAGAAAUAAAAAAUUGAUGUUUAGCAGAAGAUUGUCUGCAAAUCAAAUUCUCUAAGAUGUGAUGAGUGCAUCAACUUGAACAGCCCUUUCUUUUGGUAGCAAUGACAAAAUUUUUUUCUCUCGAUUGGGGUAAAUUUCUCAGGGUUAUCUGGUCAAGCAGGGUAUAACACCCUUUCUCAUACUGUUCAUCCAUCGAUUAAUAAAACACACUUGGUCAGAAAGAGGCACUGUAUGAGAAGAGUGUUUUACCCAACAACACACCACAACAAAAGAAUAGAUGGUGGAAAACUUGUUGUUAGUUUUGUGCAUUUUUAAUCUUUCAAUAAUCAGAAAAAUAUGAUACAUGAUACAAUGGAAUCAUUGUCCUACUCAUAAUGAUGUUGUGAAAUAACUUAUUGUUAUAUUGAUAAUGCUUCUUAACCAGAUAUGGCCAUUUAAAAGUUCUGUGAAAUGAAUGCAAUUGAUUUUGAACAUUUCAGCCAGCAUGUAAUUUAUUUUUCUUGUUAUUACAGGCCCUUGCAAAACAGUUUGCUGAAAUUCUUCACUUCACACUGAAAUUUGAUGACUUAAAGGUACUGCCUAUGUGUUUUUGCUCCCUUAAAAUUAACUGUACUCUAGAGGAAGGUCAUGGUCAAAUUAUUAAGUACAGUGAAGAUCAGCAACAAACUAGUGUCUUUUAUGUUAAGCAUUUUUUGUUUGUUUAUUUCUUUAUUUGCCUGAGGAAAAGGAUGUAUAUUCUUAUUGUGGCAAUGAACUUGCUCUAUAUUAAUUAAAAUACUCUUAAUUUCUCCAAUGAUUGCAGAUGACAAAUCCAUCUAUUCAAAAUGACUUUAGUUACUACAGAAGAACACUGAGUAGAAGGAAAAUGGCAAAUGCGGUGAGUUUCACAUGAAAAUACCAGAAAGGGUCUGUUUUUACGCAUGGGCACCACAAAGUUGGUUGCUGCAAAAUUGAUAAUUAGCCUAGUCAAGUCUGCGCUCAAGUCUGCGCUCAAGUCAUUCUUUAAUCUGAAUCAAACUGACAGGGUCACUGAUCAGAAACUUGUGAAAGACCUUUAAAAAUUUUUCUUGUAAGCCAAGCCUUUGCUUCCAACAAGGGUACUGAACCACUCAGGCCCUUUAUGUUGAAGUUGUGAUGUUGUCAGGUUACUGUAAGUAACUGAUUAUCACAGAAAAAUUGCAUUAGUUCAUGCUAUCCCUUAGCCAACUGCAGUUGGAAAGGUCUUCUGGAGUGAAUCUACUGACCUGGACUCUACCUGACCUGUAAAUAUUAAGGAAAUUAAUAAAAUUGGAAGCUGGAACAACCACUUUUCAUUGCAUUAAUCUUGAUGGUUUUGCUCUUGAAGAAGGCAGUUGGAAAGACUGUCAUUCAGAUACUUUCCAUGGUUUUCUUUAAUUAAUUUAUCAGAAGUAGAAAGGGAAACUGUUUGGGGAACUGAGAGGUGGCUUCUGUAUGUUACAUUUUGUGUGUAUUUGGCCAAGGAAAUUUCAUUUUUUUCUCAGAACUUGGAUAUCUUAUGUCUGUGGAAAUGAUGAAGAAGUGAACUUUUUGAUCUCAUCAAAUUUGUGGCAUAUUGAAAUUUUGAUUGCAGGAUGAUGAUAGUGAAGGAAUUCAAGUGACCAAUGAAAUGGCAAAUAGAAUGUCUUUAUUUUAUGCUUACCCCACACCACUUCUGAAAAUUCUUAGUGAUGCCACAUCAAAGUUUGUGACAGAGGUAAACUAGGGGCUCCUAUUAAAUGUUUCACAAAACUUUAAAAGUAAUCUUUGAUAUAUGUUUUGUAUGGAAUCACCUUCCUGAAGCUAUUCUUAGCAUCCAACAAAAUGACCCACAAGAACUUAAGCUCAAGGUGGUGGCUGUUAUUGAUUUUUGCUGUAGAAUGUGACAGCAAUGUACAUUUGAGAAGCAACCCUUUUUAGGUAUUCCUUACCACAGUCAUGGCGCUUUUCUCGAAGGCCGAUUGUACAACAACUUCUGUCAUCUCCCACAUAUUUGACCACACCCUUAGCCCUUUGCUACUUGAUGCCAAAUUCCGAUAAAAGCCUUAAACCUCUCCCCCCCCCAAAAACAAAUCACUUAUGUUUAUAAGCCCUCAGAAGCCUACAUAAGAAAUUUGCCUUAUAAACAUCUCUUAACCAUUUUAUGUUGGAGCAUUUGAGAUCUGGUGAAACAUGUCAUUGAUUAUGCAGAUUUUCCUGGAAUUGCAGCCAUGCAGUUUGGAAGUGGUUCCAUUUAGCUCCUUUACAAUAUUCCAUUUUCAAUGUAUACAAUAUACAUUUGCUGUACCGUUUGAAGGGAAUACACCAUUAUUAAGAUCAUUACAUUAACUUUUUUUAAUAAAAAUUCUCCUCUGACCUCAGGCUCAGUCUUUUUCAGAAAUGUUUUCCCUCAAAUAUUUACCCCUUAAGAGGAAGCCUUUUGAAAACUAUAACCCCCUCAACUUUUAACAGUACUUUGGGCUUCCCCAGAUAUGUUAGGUUCUGGGCAAAUGUGAGCUUGUAGUACUGAAAGUGAGGUAGUCAGUGAUUUGACUCAUUUUUCUUAUCUUAUUCCCAGAACAAAAGCCUUCCUAUAGAAAAUACAACAGACUGCCUUAGCACGUUAGCAAAUUUAUGCAGAACUAUGAUAGAGAAUCCGUAAGUAUUGUGGUCUUCUCCCUAAGAGAUUAACCCUUUAACUCCCAAGAUCUCAUCAGUAAUUCUCCUUACUGUCUACCAUGCAAUUCAUAUGAUGUUAGUUUGGAGAAUUUGGAAUUGGAUCAACCAAUAAUCCUCUAAUUGAUAUUUUUCUUUAUUCUCUUUACUUGUCUGCUUGAUACUGUACUGAUAUUGUUAGGAGAAACUGUGUGUAGGUCACUAGUGGGACUCAAAGGGUUAGAGAUUUCAAGUGGUCUUCUUGUUUUCAAGCAUUCACCAAAUUGUUUGGUAAAUAAUAUUGUGAGUUAUUUGUGGAUCUUGGAAAAUCAAUGUUUAUUGGAGGGAUAAAGCAAAAUAAGUUAACCCCUAAGUUAUGGGUAGUGCUGUUAGACUGAUCUUCUUUAUCAAUAUGAGCCCUUUGAGUCCUAAAGUGACAAACUUGUAACUUCCUCCCAUAUCAAUGUAUUAUCCAGAAGGAAGCCGAGAAGAACAAGCACGAUUAUCAUCUGGAUGACAUUUCUUGUCAUAAUAUCAAAUUCUCCAAACCAAGUAACAGGAAAUGUAUGGCAUAUAGGAAGGAUAAAUUGGGUCAGAUUUGGGAGUUUAUAGUUUAAGGCCAUGGAGGCUGAGUUUUAAAAAUAGUUUAAUUAUUCUUUACAAAUUUAUUUAUCUGUUACAUUUAUGUUUUGUAGGAAUUUUUCUUCUAAAGUUGCAAACCAGGAAACACAUCUUUUUUGUCUCCGUGUUAUGGUAUGUCAUCAUGAGUCCUUGCCUAUACUGACAUAGAUUUCAAACUGGCAACCAUUGCAGCUGGAUCUGAGGAUCUGCAGCUGGAUAUAAGGGUUAACCUGCACAUGAAAGUUUGGGUGUGGGCAAGCUCCAUCUCAUCCAGGUGUCUCAUUGUUCAGAAACUGUUAAAAGCUGUGGCAGGGUGAGCCACAUAGUUUGAAUGUAAACAGACUUACAUUAUCAGGGGAAAAACAGGAACCCACCAUCUUUCUUGUACAGUUCUCCCUUUGUGGGCAAUUAACAACUUGAUCCCAAGAUGAUUCUAACAUAUUUCCUGCCAAACACAAAUUAGAAGAGAUUUUCAUCAACCAAGUCUGAAGUAUUGUCAUUAAAAAUCUGGAAGCACUUCAAUUAAAUUUCUCAAGUCUGCAUUGUGAAUUUCAAAAGCAGUGAGCUGUAAAGACUUGAAAGUGGACAAAGGUAAAUAGAUUCCCAGAAUGAGAGCAAGAACUGCACGAUUUGUGAGCCUUUUUAAAAUAGACAAUAUUAUUAAUAAGACACUCUUUUGAAAUAGAUAUUGAUAAGACUCACUCAAAAAUGUGUGUACUGCAAACACUGUGCUGUGUAAUUAACCAUAAGUUGUGUUUCUCUUUUAGGUUGGUCUUAUAAUUCUGUAUGAUCAUGUACAUCCUGUAGGAGCUUUUGCAAAAACAUCAAAUAUAGAUGUAAGUAUUCUGGCAUUUCUACAUUACCUCAGUCUCUCUCUCCUUAUCCAUUCAUACUCAAGUGUUACCUUUCUAAAUUACUUGUAACCCUGUCGCAAAACUGCAUAUGUUGAUUAUCCCCUCUCAUUCUUUUACAUGUUAGUUAUACUUUAUGGGCACAAACGUCCUCCAAUUUUUCCAAUAUCUACUUGCAUUGAUGCAUCUUUUCCAAAUUCAUGAGACAGAGGGAGAUUUUUGCUCAGCUAAGAGGCAUCAGAGAACUGAUUUGCGUCAAGUGCUACUCCUGACGUCAUUAAGACCAUUAAGGCACCUGUUGUUGUGUACAGGAUGGAUGUGAAUUUAUCUCUCACUUUGCUUUCUUUCUUAAGAUAAAAGCGUCGAUAAAAGUGUUAAAAGAUCAACCUCAAGGAACCGUAGAUGGCUUACUAAACGCUUUGAGGUAAGAAAUGAACGCCAGUGAUUUUUUUAGAUUCGUAAAAUCCAAGUGACCAAAUACUCGAAGUCUCUCCUGGAUUUAACAAUUCUUCAUUUCUUGCCUAACAACGGAAAAAAAUACGAAAAAAAUUAUUAUCCUUUUUAAGUGGACUUUUUAUUUUAUCUUACGCGUUUUUAAUUUCUCUAGAUCAAUUGUGUGCGAACAGAAAAUUACUGCUACUUUGGCCUCUAUAUAACAAUUGAAACUUGUCUGAAUGGCGAUCGAAAUUCGUCUCCUUCGAGUUAUCAAACAGCUUAAAUUCUGAAAUUGUCAAAUGUAGAUGUAUGUCCUAUGUUUUAUUAGUUUUUCCAUUUAAAAUAACAUUUUCUCAGCGGAAAUGAUGGUGCCUAAUUGACACGGUAAGAGUAUCAAACAAUGGCUGCUGUUCAGAAGCUGGUAUGAAUUUCCUUUGCAGUUAUGUUUUUGUGGCCGUAAUUUUCAGCUGCCAUGUUAUAAAAUAGUCUAUAACCCUAGCAAGUUCUGUGAAAUACCUAUGCCGAAUGCCUCUCCUCAUCUUUCAGGUAUAGCACAAAACACUUGAACGACGAAACGACGCCAAAGGCCAUUAGAGGUCUCCUCGUUUAAAAAAGUCUAUAGCACAAAGAAACACAAGGUGCAUUCAACCGUUAGGAACAUUCGAUGGAAGUUCAAAUUCUACUUAUACCAUGAACUAACCAGGUAGAAUGGAAUAGACCGGAAACUUUAAAGGUUCAUGGGCACUGCUCUACUCUAUGAGGGGAUGUAACGUAAGAGUAAUUCCGACCGCUGACCUUUUUGUAAUACGUGUCUAAACAUUGCUUGAUAAUUAAAACAAAUCGGAAAGAGUAACUAUAACUAGUGAAAUUAGAGCGAAUUUCAGUUGAGUGUCGUAAAACCAAAAACCUAAUUAUUACACUGGCCAAUCAAAACGAUGGAGAAUAUCAAAGGGCCAAUGAGAAGUCAAGUUAAAACAAACAAACGUGAGUGGUCAAUUAGUGAUUUGUUCCCACGCCUUGAGAGGGUGUGGGGAUUUCUCUUGACCAAUCACUGUUUAUAGUAAGGCAAUCUAGGAUUACUUUCGACACUCGAGCGAAAAUUGCUCUUAAUUCGACAUGGAGAGCAGGGGAUGAAGAUGGAGCGACCUUUCCCUCUCUUUAGCACGACUCCAAACUCUCACAUGUGAACACCUUUUCGAAAUCCUUGUCGCUUUUUAUGUAAGGUAGAACCAACUGGAUUUUGCAGUGCUUGUGAUGUAUUGUGACAUUCGAGUACUUAUAGAUUCUAAUGAGAUACGCUACAUGUAACGUGUCACAAUACAUCACAGUGCCUUUUUUUGGGUAAUAGGUCGGCAAUUUUGGAAAAAUAUGUAGCAGAGCAGUGUUUGAGAAGAAACCUUUUGACUCCCCAGUACUUUAAUAUUACAGUCCACCUCGUUCUAUUUGCAACUUCUACCAGCGUUAUCGAACCUACAAGCAUUGUGACCUAAGAAAAUCAACUCUGGGAAAUUGCCCUGAUGAAACACCAACUUCUCAGAACUAACUUAGUUUGAAAUCAGCGAAUGGGAGUUAAGGAAACAGAUAUUCAAUCGAAAGUUCACUACUUUACGUAGUGGAAAAGGUGUGGUUUCUAUACUAACCUUCCGUCCUAAGUUUUUGCUUCGUGUGGGAUGACUUGAAAUGUCCAUGGUAUAAGAAAUUAGCGGUAUUUAAGAAUUGUCACCCACAUGCCCUUUGUUUAUAACUCGUAUCGUUUGUGUAAAAAUAAAUGAUAAUUGAUGAAUGGAAAGAGUUUCGGCCAUCAUUUGACUUUGUAAAUCAUCGUGGCGAGUUGUCUUAUUUGCGGCGUAUGAACUUUUAUUUUGAUUAUUAAUUAGAGUAGCACUGUCACAGUUUUUUUAAAGGUGAUUUCGAGGAACACUAAGUUAUUAGCAACUGAACUUGAUUCUUAUGUUUGAGAUUCGUUAAAACAAAGUUAAUUUGUUCCUUUACGUCAAGAUAUGUUCUUCAGCGUAGAGGUAAUAAAGCUUAGUCUUCCUCGCCCGGAGUAUCAGUUGUAACUCGUCACGCAAUACUCCUCCUUUGGAAAGAGUAUUGCGUGACAACUGAAACAGAGAUGACUAGUUCUUAAUUGCAGUAUUUCAAAGUAUAUGGAAUUAUGUUAGAGCGGUUUUCAAAUGACUCUGGAAGUAAAAUUAACCUAAGAAGCAAUUUAAAGGUAAAAAUAACGCUAUAGUGGUUAUGUUUUGGCUGCGGCCGUUUUUUUUUUCUAAGCGAAUUGCACAGUUUGUUCUUGGUACUUCAUUGCCAUUGACACACGUUUGGAAACCUUUUUUUUCUGAUUAGCUCUGGUUUACAGCGUUUUGUUUGUCAACAACUGGUAACUUUUGUUUUUGUUUGUUGCUUCUUGUCAUUAAAAAACCGCCCGAUACAAAUUGAGUAGACGAUAAGCUUUAAAGUUAAAAAUGCUAGAACUUUUUGUACCCAUUUGGAGUCAAGUGACAGUCCUGUGUACAGAACAACACUGUGGUUUUUUUCUUAUUCAAGAUUCAUUAAAACUACAAGCUUGUAGGAAUACCAUUAUUAAUAAUAUUUAGAAUGUGAAUAAGUAGUUAUUGAAGUGUUUCAAGAUUUGUGAAUUUUUGUAUGAAAUACGAGUAUAUUUUGUUCAAUUUUUCUGUGAAACUAGUGUGCAUCCUUAAUUAAUUUAGUUUUGUAUCUUACAAGGUUACUGAAAAUUGUAACUUAGGUAUAACUAUCUUUUUCCAGACUUGCUUACUUCAGAAAAACAGUGUGAACUAAAUUGUGCAAUGUUCAACGUCUUCUUGUCACUCCCUCAAAGAAUAUAUGUUCAACUUUUUGUAUCAGUGG
Molecule: messenger RNA, 13318 nt
Organism: Pocillopora meandrina
Lineage: Eukaryota; Metazoa; Cnidaria; Anthozoa; Scleractinia; Pocilloporidae
Source: the annotation of a GenBank genome assembly